Molecule: messenger RNA, 3976 nt
Organism: Oncorhynchus keta (chum salmon)
Lineage: Eukaryota; Metazoa; Chordata; Actinopteri; Salmoniformes; Salmonidae
Product: prostaglandin E2 receptor EP4 subtype-like
Exons: 2
Coding region: 306-1661 (451 amino acids)
Biological process (GO): positive regulation of cytosolic calcium ion concentration; adenylate cyclase-activating G protein-coupled receptor signaling pathway; cellular response to prostaglandin E stimulus
Cellular component (GO): plasma membrane
Molecular function (GO): prostaglandin E receptor activity
Source: RefSeq, a predicted model, not a curated record
CAGACGAGUGAGCAUGAAUUUUAAACAUGGAUCAGUCAUUUGUAAACGUCAAUGGACAGGGGAUAAGACAAUGACGUCGACGGCUAACAGAUACUUGGACAAAAUCAACUGAACUCCGAAACAACAAUUUUAAAGGCGUUCUAACUUAUGUUGUGAAUAUGUUGAUUCAGCUCACAUUCAGGAUGAAGAUUUCAAUCAUGUUUGAUACGCUUCAUUUUUGUAGAUACCAUGCCUAAUGCAUCUACUGUAUUUCUUAUUGGGAAAUAUUAACGACAGCCUAUAAUGUAACUAAAUAUUUGUUUAAAAUGAGUAACAACACUGUGACCGGGAGGAUCAUGAUCCCGACUAUACCGUCCAUCAUGUUUAUUUUCGGUGUGGUGGGAAAUGUCAUUGCCAUCGUGGUACUCUGCAAAUCCAGGAAAGAACAGAAGGAGACCACGUUCUACACGCUGGUAUGCGGUCUGGCGGUUACAGACCUUUUGGGGACACUCCUAGCCAGUCCCGUCACCAUCGCAACCUAUGUGAAAGGCUCGUGGCCAGGCGGGGAACCACUGUGCCAGUAUUUUGGAUUCAUCAUGCUUUUCUUCUCUCUAGCGGGGCUCAGCAUUAUAUGCGCUAUGUCCGUGGAGAGAUACUUGGCGAUAAACCACGCGUAUUUCUACAACGACUAUGUGGAUCAGAGACUGGCGGGCAUGACGCUUCUGGCUAUUUACAUCUCCAACGUGCUUUUCUGCGCUCUACCUAGCAUGGGUCUGGGACAAGUCAAAAAGCAGUACCCACAAACCUGGUGCUUCAUAGAGUGGCGGAGCAACGUGAGGACCGAUGCCGCCUUUUCAUAUAUGUAUGCGGGGUUCAGUUCGAUUCUAAUUCUAGCCACAGUUAUCUGUAACGUUCUGGUAUGCGGUGCUCUGAUUCGAAUGCACCGGCGGUUUGUCCGGAAGAUGUCAUUGUGGACAGACCCCGGACGAAACACAGACCCGAGAAGGAGACGCAGCUUCGGGCAUCUGGCCGGCGCAGAGAUCCAGAUGGUGAUUGUACUCAUUUGUACCUCAGCGGUGGUGCUUAUAUGCUCAAUUCCACUUGUUGUGCAAGUGUUUCUGAACCAGAUUUAUAAGACUCCGGUGGAGCUGAGACUGGAGAAGAACCCAGAUCUACGGGCGAUCCGCUUCGCCUCAUUCAACCCCAUCCUGGACCCCUGGAUCUACAUCCUCCUCCGCAAGGCCGUGCUCCUCAAGCUCAUUGAGCAGAUCAAGUGUCUGUUCUGUAAGAUAGGAGCACAGAGACAGCAGAGACAGGGAGCACAGAACUGCCACUGCAUUGAUGAACACCAGCUCCACUCCAUCAUCUCUUCACAAGAGUUCCCGUCAUUGGUGUCCCGUGAGCUGAAAGAGGUGUCCAGCACCUCUCAGGUCGUCCUCUACCUUCCUGAUGGAAGCUGUCAUCACACAGGAGAGCAGGUUGGGCUCCGCAAUUCCUCUGUCCAAGACCCCCAAAGUUCUUAUUUGUCAGAACAGAGAAGUACAGAGGAUGGGAGGAGAGAGGUGACAAACCUAACCAGGGACCCCUCUGGUGUGGGAGGACAGACCACUCAGUCAUGUGUGAAAGAACAGGCUCUUCAUGUGUUGCUAAGUAAUGAGACGGUACAGGAGAAAUGCAUAUAGAUCUUGUGUAUUUGGAAUCCCAUGAACGGUUACUUCAACAGCUUCUCUAAGACUCCUCAUAUUAUUGUGAAGUUUCUGUGAGUCAGAGGGAUGUCCACACAUACAUUGACGACACUGCCUUCAGACUGCCCCAGAUGGCUUUUCAGACAGCUUCUGCUCUCCUAAGGGACUUAUUCGGUUAGCGGAAGUGUUAGUGCCAACAGAAAUAGAUUGGCUCCCAGGAUGACUCAUUUGACAUCCUCUAAAGACGAGGAAUGGCACAUUUAAACAAUGUUGAAAAGCUUUUGGUAAGCCUGACAGGAGGAAGGACAAACAAGAGAGAGACAACUGUGAGAGAGAGAGGAUGUCUGCUCCACUUUGAUGUCAAGCUACCUCGACCAGAAACAUCAAUGUUUGUUUGUUUUUCCUGUCUUCUCGCACAGGUCAGAGAGCAAGGCAGUAAGAGCAGAGCAGCUUCUCCAUGGCCUAAAGGGGCAUUGGCUGUACACUGUAGCUAAACAGUUUAACACUAGCUUCUUUCAAUCAUUGUACAAACUGAGGGUUAGUAUUUAGAGUAUUUAAGCUACAAUGAUUGAGAUGUACAGAAUAGUUAUUAUGAUUCUUUGGAAAGGAAUGUAGUAUAGGGCCUGUCAUUACGUGCCAAACUGCCAUGAUAACACCAAGGAAAAGUCAGUUCUCACAAAACGAUAUGUCUGUAGAAGGUUUGCUGUUCAGAGAUGCACUUCACUUGACUGUUUUGCAUCACAUAAUAUCUUUAGAGAGUUAAUGUAUAGUGCAGUAUUCUGUGUAAUAACAUUAUCCAUGAGUUGUCCUUCAGGUGAGUGAAAUGAGUUGUGCCAACAUGCAGGGUAGUUUGCCAAACUCUGUAUAUGAAUUUCUAUACUCUGGUACCAGUUUUUGAACGUUUAUCAGAUUAUCAGUAAUUCACCUAAGUAUUGUCAUUGUCAUUAUUUAGUGACUUACGCAAUCAGCCUGGUCUCAUAUACUAGUAUACAUAAACCAGGGACACCAGAUUAGUAUGACAUGUUAUGUUUGGUAUGAUUACAUAAGACAGAAGGGUACUUAAGGAAAAAUGAAAGGAGGGCGGUUAGUCGGCGUAUAAAGCAAACGUCUAGCGCGAACGUCUAGCGCGAAAACGUCUAGCGCGAACAUCUAGCGCGAACGUCUAGCGCGAACGUCUAGCGCGAACGUCUAGCGCGAACGUCUAGCGCGAACGUCUAGCGUGAACAUCUAGCGCGAAAACGUCUAGCGCGAACAUCUAGCGCGAACGUCUAGCGCGAACGUCUAGCGUGAACAUCUAGCGCGAAAACGUCUAGCGCGAACAUCUAGCGCGAACGUCUAGCGCGAACAUCUAGCGCGAACAUCUAGCGCGAACGUCUAGCAACCCAAAGGUUGCGCGUGCGAAUCUCAUCACGGACAACUUUAGCAUUUUAGAUAAUUAGCAACUUUGCACCUACUUAGUAUGUUAGCUAACCUUUCCCCUAACCCUAACUUUAACCUAACUCAUAAGCUUAACCCCUAGCCGAGCUAACAUUAGCCAGCUACCUGAGAUCAGGUUGAUGUAAUUUCUUCUCUAUGAGAAGUUUCAAGUAAUUCAAUCCCGCCAUGAAAUGUUACAAUAUGAAAGGUCCUUGUCAAUUUUUUUAUAUUAUGUUCUGCCAUAUCUGUAAACCCCCUAAAAUGACAGAUGUUUUUCAUUUUAAAUCCAAUAUGCUUUUAUUUUAUCCACCCUCUAAAAUAUUAAUUUAAGCAAUACAUUCUAAAAAUGAAUUUAAUUGAUUAACAGUAAUUGAGACCCAUCUAUUGUCUUCAAGGAUUUGUGCAUGACUCCAUUUCCCUUGGACCACCUAUGAGACUGAACGUGUGGAUGUGCAAAACAUCACGCACAAGAGUCAGUGUCAUGCAGUGUGUGUGUGUGUGUAUCAUUAAACUACAUGUCAUCUAAGAACAAGCGGAAAUCAUUUAUGUAAGCAGGAAGGUUCUCAGACUCAGAUUCCUGACAGAGUUUAGAGGUCAUAUUGUGACCCUGUUAGCACACAGAUGCUACUGAAAGGUACAGGCCACUGCUUUCCCAGUUUACGCAAGUAUAAUUGGCUAAACAAACUCUAACGAACUUGGGUCCAAGGCUGUUAACGAUGAAUUCAAGUUCAAACACGCAAAAAGAAUCCCAGAUCUACUAGUUAGUAACUGCACACACACACACACACACACACACACACACACACACACACACACACACACACACACACACACACACACACACACACACACACACACACACACACACACACACACACACACACACACACAAAAUA